Molecule: messenger RNA, 1429 nt
Organism: Lobosporangium transversale
Lineage: Eukaryota; Fungi; Mortierellomycota; Mortierellomycetes; Mortierellales; Mortierellaceae
Product: ACT domain-domain-containing protein
Exons: 5
Coding region: 10-1419 (469 amino acids)
Biological process (GO): cellular response to L-arginine; regulation of intracellular signal transduction
Cellular component (GO): cytosol
Source: RefSeq, a predicted model, not a curated record
UUUAAUUUGAUGAAAGUGAUCCACGCUUUCUCAUUCUUCAUCUUGUCUUCUCAUUCUGAAUACUCACAGAGAUCAAAACUCAUUCGAUUGGAAUCACAUUACAUCCUUCAUUACACUACAUUCUUUUCUGCAAUGAUUAUUAACAUUCUCCCCUUUCGACUUCACCUGGCCUCGCUGGAGAAGAAAGACAUUCCGCGAUGCACACACCAGCUCAUGAAGUUGAUCCUCUUCCCCACUGGCUCGCGAUAUUUUUUCUCAUACACAGAGACAGACAAGGAGGUGUCUCUAAUCCUCGAUAAAUCCCAUCUCGAUGGAUUCCCUAAGGGUGCAUUGAACACCUACAACGUUGUAUGGAGAGCUGUGCAGAUUGAACCAGGCGAGUCUGGUCUAGGCGCCGAAGAUGUUAUUUCUCAAGUGUCUAGACCACUUGCUGAAAGCAACAUCUCAAUCAUGCAAAUUUCGACAUACGAUGCAGACUUUACAUUGAUACCAGAAUAUGACUUAGAGCGAGCAUUGGAGUGUCUUUCCAACGUAUUCACAAUUAGUAACAACCCUCUCGAAGAUCUAGGAUUACAGCCGAGUGACCUCGAAUCAUGGCGGACGUCCUAUCCAUUGAACCCAGGCGGCGAUGUCAAGUCAAUACAAGAUACUCUUUUAUUAGAAACAGACGUCAGUGACAAGCUCAAUAUCUCUUCAUUGUCAUCGAAUCAGUCUGUAAAUCACACAACUCUCAAUCAUGGUCUAAAGUCCAUCAAGGCAAGACACCCAUUUAAUGCCAAUUACUCCUGUCGACUACAUAUCACUAGCAUGGAACAAAGCCUUAUGGGCAUGCUAGCUAUUCGGCUGCUUGAAUCUAUCUUUUUUGACAGCAGGAUGGAGCGUUUUUUCUCCUUUACACAAACAGAUACAACCAUGAGCAUCAUUAUGGACGACGCCACCAUGAGCCUAUUCCCAGAACAUACACUGAACACACAUGCAGGUGACUGGCGACUGAUUGCUAUUGGGGAUGGUCCUCUAGGGUUUGAUGAAUGUGGGGUCGUAAGCGAAUAUUCAAGGCCAUUGAGUGAGAACGGGAUUGGUCUCUUCUAUAUGAGCACCUUUCGCUCAGAUUAUAUCAUGGUGAAUGACCAUGAUUUUGAACGAGCAGUCUCACAUUUACAUAAAAUCGCCAAAGAAAUAUCCCCUCCCGUCAUGGAUUCACAGCAAGAUGAAGAGGAAGGGGAAGAAAACAAUCAAGCAAUGAUGACGCACUUUUCCUCAGACUCAGAUUCGGUCUCGGUCUCAGAUUCAGACUCAAGCUCAGAUGCAGAUUCAGCGUCAGAGGUCGAUCCUGAUGAACAUGAUAUGAAUGCAAAGCAUGGAUAUGACCACGAUGAUGAUCUCGAGAUUGUGUUUGUGGACGAAAGUAUACCAACUUGAAAAAAAAAAA